Molecule: messenger RNA, 2287 nt
Organism: Photinus pyralis (common eastern firefly)
Lineage: Eukaryota; Metazoa; Arthropoda; Insecta; Coleoptera; Lampyridae
Product: cytohesin-1-like
Exons: 4
Coding region: 705-2039 (444 amino acids)
Biological process (GO): regulation of ARF protein signal transduction
Molecular function (GO): guanyl-nucleotide exchange factor activity
Source: RefSeq, a predicted model, not a curated record
AUUUCGCCUUGUUCAUUAUAGAGCACCCGACAUUCUGUGCUUGCGCCCUUACACCAUUGAACGCACUGUAUAUAAUGUACUAGCUAGCACGUGCCUCCGAAAUACUUCGAGCACAAUGUAUCUUCGGGAGGCUAUUUUGAGGCAGCGCCGCGCGUGUUUUAUUUAGAAUUCCCCAAAAACAAAUUUGUUUUCGUGUACCUGUUGUUCACCUUGAUAUGUGCCAUAAAUAUGUUGGUAUUAACCGCGUUAGCAAACACAUUGUAUGCAAACACACAUUCGCAACGGAUGCUCGAUCAGAAUAGCAAACAAAAAGCGUUCGCAGCUUGUUAGUUUUUUUGUACCUAAUGCGGGUAACGGAAGGAGAACGGAGCAGAGCAGUUCGCGAGACGUUAUUUACAAUAAUAAUUGCAAUAAAUAAUGAGAUGUUUUUUCUCCCACAGAUGGAAGGCGUCGCUAUCGACAUGUACCAAGCGAGUGGAAAGUCGUUCAGACGAACCGAGAGUGACGGGAUUUCGUUGGAAUUGUUAUCUCGUUAUCAGUUGUAUUUAUCCUUGUAAUAAAGCGCUGCAUGAGUAAGCGGAGAGUUUAGUCAAAUAGAAACGCGCGUAGUGAUCGCAGUUGUGCCUUGGUGCUAAGAAUAAUCGUGUCGAGUGUAGCAGUUCGCGCGCGUUUGUGCCGUCUUGUUUUUUUAAACUGCCCAAUUAAUGUUCUACAUGCUGCUCGUAGGAAUUGAAAGUAAAAAAUCCCUUGUGUCAUAUCCAAAUGUCAAUAUGCAAUACAACACGAUCGGACGUGAACGAAAAGGUUCAGUUACGUCGGUGUCCAAUUGGUUUUAUUCACUCAAACGGACGGGGAAAAAGAGCAAAAAUUCGCAAAAAUAUGUUACGUCGAGAAGCGAUUGGGAUAUUUCCACUAUAUCUAAAACUCCCUCAAAAUGGGCGUUAAAAGAUGAACUGUGCGAGGUCGUCUCCGAAAUGGAAUCCUUGGAUUCCGGGGAGGAGGGCAAGAAUAGUAAUAAGGCGAAGAUGAUGUCCAUAGGACGUAAGAAGUUCAACAUGGAUCCGAAGAAGGGCAUCGAGUACCUGAUCGAGAAGGAUCUGAUACAGAACACCGCGGAGAGCGUCGCCCAAUUUCUCUACAAGGGCGAAGGGCUGAACAAGACCGCGAUCGGCGAUUAUUUGGGCGAGAAGAACGACUUCAACGAGAAAGUUCUGCAGUCGUUCGUGGAUCUGCACGAUUUCACCGAUCUGAUUCUGGUGCAAGCUUUAAGCAUUUCCAGACAAUUCCUGUGGAGCUUCCGUCUGCCCGGAGAGGCGCAAAAAAUCGAUAGGAUGAUGGAGUGUUUCGCGAAACGCUACUGCGACUGCCAGGGCGAGAAUAACAUAUUCGAAAAUUCGGACACGUGCUACGUACUCUCGUUCGCCAUUAUUAUGCUUAAUACCAGUCUACACAAUCCGAGUGUGAAGGAGAAACCUUCGAUAGAACAAUUUAUUACUAUGAAUCGGGGCAUCAACAUGGGACAAGAUCUUCCUCGCGAAUUACUUGUUGGUCUGUACGAUAGUAUCAAAGCGGAGCCGUUCAAAAUCCCCGAAGACGACGGUAAUGAUCUAAUGCACACCUUUUUCAAUCCGGACAAGGAGGGCUGGCUGUGGAAGCAGGGCGGCCGUUACAAGAGCUGGAAGCGGCGGUGGUUCAUACUAAAUGACAAUUGUUUGUACUACUUCGAGUACACGACAGACAAGGAACCGCGCGGCAUAAUUCCGUUAGAAAAUAUUUCAGUGCGCGAGUGCACCGAUCGGCAAAAACAGCACUGUUUCGAGUUGUACGCGAGUGGCGGCGCCGAUUUUAUUAAGGCUUGCAAAACUGAUUCGGAGGGUAAAGUGGUGGAGGGCAAGCAUACUGUUUAUCGGAUGUCCGCUAGUAGCGAAGAGGAGAAAGUGGACUGGAUGGAAAGGUUGAGUAGAAGUAUUAGUCACAAUCCGUUCUAUGAUAUGUUAGCAAGUCGUAAACGAAAAGCGCAGCAUAACACUAAGAAUUAAUAUGUCGACGAUCCUGUAAAAUUUAUUGUAAUUACGUGUGUUGUAUAUAAUUAUUUAUUAAAUUUUUUAUUUAAAGUAUUACGAGGAAAUUCGCGUUCGGUUUUGUUUUUGUAAAUUAAGUCAUUCCCAUUUCCUCGCUUACUUGAUUGUAAUGUGUUAAGUACAAAAGUAUUUGUUUUUGUUUAUAUUAUUUGAACAAGUGAUGAUUAUGUUAAGUAUUGUAGAUUUAUUAAAUCGAUUCUAUUUUC